CCAGUUGUGACUUCCUGUUAUUAGAAAAUGACAUGCUAGUACAGUAGUUCUGGUAGUACAGAUCAGAGACGGAGAGCGGCUGUACCCGGGUAAGAUCUGGAAUUGGCUGUACAUGACUCCUGGUGCUGUAUGAAGAGCCCGCCGAGGAAUCAAGAUGACAUCUAUAAAGCAGAAGACCUCCCGAAGCAAAGACGAUGCUCCACAUGAACUAGAAAGUCAGUUUAUCCUGAGACUUCCCCAGGAGUAUGCAUCCACAGUUCGAAGAAUGGUCCAGUCUGGGAGCGUCAACGCAAAAGACAGGCUUUCCAUUGAAUUGCAUCCGGACGGGCGCCAUGGGAUUGUGCGCGUUGACAGGGUUCCACUUGCGGCAAAGCUAGUUGAUGUUCCAUGUGUACUGGAAUGCAUGAAAACCAUUGACAAGAAGACUUUUUACAAGACUGCUGAUAUCUGCCAGAUGAUGGUUUGCACUUUGGAUGGGGACCUUUAUCCUCCACUUGAGGAACCAAGUGGAGUAAGUGAUCCAAAGGCCAACAAGAAAAAAGACAGGGACAGAGAGAAGAAAUUUAUUUGGAAUCAUGGCAUAACUUUACCUCUGAAGAAUGUGCGUAAGAGGCGCUUCAGGAAAACUGCAAAGAAAAAGUACAUAGAGUCCCCGGAUGUGGAGAAAGAGGUGAAGCGGCUUCUAAGUACAGAUGCUGAGGCAGUCAGUGUGCGCUGGGAGGUGAUUGCUGAAGAUGAAUCUAAAGAAGCUGAAAAUCUGACUAUGUUGGAUGGCUCUCCAGGAAUGUCCGGGAUGAAACAGGGACACGGGUCUUCAAUGGAAAGGGACGAAUUACGUGAGAUCUUCAAUGACAUAAGCAGCAGUAGUGACGGAGAGGAGGAGGAUAGAGAGCGGCAGGAAGAGGAGGACUUGAACAUUAUGGAAACUGAAGAAGGCCAGAGAGGCCAGAAUGGCCAAGAUGGGGGCACCAACCAGAUAGUACUCGAGCUGCAGAAACAAGUAGAAAAUUUACAAAAGAAACUGCGAGAGACUCAGGAGAGAAGAAAACGUCAGGAAGAACUUAUUAUGAAGGUGGAAAAUGUGGCUCUUAAGACACGUCUACAAGCUGUGCUGGAUGAGUUCAGACAGCAGGAAGACUGUGAGAAGCAACAGGUGACCUCCUUGCAGGAGCAACUUGAGGCCCUAAUAGAGAAGUGAGGCACCAAGUACCAGUACUGCACAUACACUUAGGGGUAUAUUUACUAAAGUGCGUUCUUUUCUUCUUCUUUUUUUAGAAAGGUAUAUGUUGCCCAUAGCAACCAAUCAGAUUCUAACUAUUAUUUAUCCAGGACCUUCUGGAAGACAAGUAGAAUCUGAUUGGUUGUCAUGGGCAACAUCUCCACUUCUUAAAAUCUGCAGUAUAGUAAAUAUAUACCCUUUACUAUCUGUGCCUCACGCAACACUGCAAAUACCCAAUUGGCACAACGGAUUCCAUAAGGAUAUAUCAUUGUAAGAUGUUUGAUAUAUACGAUUCUUUUCAGUAUAAGAACUUUGGUCUUUGUUGCAACUCCCAAUAGAGAUUACAUGCACUGGUUUCUCCCACGCCAGCUGACUGUGAGCACAAUGACCAGCCAGUGAUGAACCGCAGUAACUGCAGAGUUUGCCCUUAUGCGUGGGGCAUCGUUGUUUACUUAAUGUUGAGGAAAUGUGUUUUGCUUUUCUUUGUUUUUUACCCUUUUAUGAAGACUUGUGAAUAAAGCCAGAAACUGAAGAAA
Messenger RNA from Pseudophryne corroboree (corroboree frog), 1755 nucleotides. It is a transcript of the gene TAF7L, whose product is annotated as TATA-box binding protein associated factor 7 like. The record is from RefSeq and is a predicted model, not a curated record. Gene Ontology annotation, cellular component: transcription factor TFIID complex. The transcript has 13 exons. Gene Ontology annotation, molecular function: RNA polymerase II general transcription initiation factor activity. The coding region runs from base 155 to 1198 and encodes 347 amino acids. Lineage: Eukaryota; Metazoa; Chordata; Amphibia; Anura; Myobatrachidae. Gene Ontology annotation, biological process: RNA polymerase II preinitiation complex assembly; transcription initiation at RNA polymerase II promoter.